This is a messenger RNA of Telopea speciosissima, 1835 nucleotides long. RefSeq names its product F-box protein SKIP23. NCBI's taxonomy places the organism in Eukaryota, Viridiplantae, Streptophyta, Magnoliopsida, Proteales, Proteaceae. Bases 21 to 1682 code for a protein of 553 amino acids. The record is from RefSeq and is a predicted model, not a curated record. The transcript has 3 exons.
ACUUGGAGAAGGAAGGAAUCAUGGCGGAGGCGGCGGCGGCUGAUUGGUGUCAGCUUCAACUAGAUCUGUUAGGGAUGAUCGCGCAAAAAUUAAACAUCUACAUCGAUUAUCUCCGUUUUCGUGCCGUUUGCGUGAAUUGGCGCUCAGGUGUGCCAAAGAGGCCUCCCCACCUUCCUUCCCAACUUCCAUGGCUAAUGCUCCACAACAAGAGGGGAAGCGAAACCUUUCGUGGCUUCUUCAGUCUCUCAGAAGACAAGAUUCAUUGGCUUGAGCUUCCUGAGGCUUCUCAUUACAAGCGAUUUUGUGGAUCUUCACAGGGCUGGCUAGUCGUCGUUGGAGAGACUCCUGUGAUUACUCUCUUGAAUCCCCUUACGCGAGUAAAAAUCUACCUCCCACCGCUCUCAACUUUCCCAAACGUAUUGGAUUUCAACAUUUCCCAAGUAGGCAGAGAGUACCUGCUCGAGACCUCAUCGAAGCUUCCCUACACCCGUAACAUCAGAGAAAUGCGCGACAUGUUUAUGAAGAAAGUCAUCGUAUCUUCAAACCUUGGUAACUCUUCCGAAGCUGACUAUGUUAUCUUGGCCAUCCUUAACGAAACAGGUGAGUUGGCAUUCUGCAGAAGAGGAGACGAAGAAUGGUCUUUGAUCACAGAAGCGGGAUCUUACAGCGAAGACGUUAUAUGUUAUAAAGGGUCGUUCCAUGCGGUUGAUAAAUUCGGAAACAUUACAAUUUGCGAUUUCGGAGAUAAUUCUCCAGUGGUGACGGUGAUCGAAACCACCCCGUCAUUGUUCGGUGAAAUACUUUAUUUGGUAGAGUUAUCAGGGGAGCUGUUUCUGGUGACGAGAUUUCUGGAUCUCAAUCCUUGCUUUGAUCCUGAUUUGGUCUAUAAAACAAUGCGAUUCGAGGUUUCAAAGUUUGAUUCGAGCGGAUCAAUGUGGACUAAGGUGGAGAAUUUGGUUGAUUAUGCUUUGUUUUUAGGUAAAAACUCUUCAUUGUCUGUGCUUGCUUCCGAUUUUUCGGGAUGCAGAGGGAAUUGCAUCUACUUCACAGACGACUAUGCUGAGGCCAACUAUGAAGGUGUAUGUGGGAAUCAUGAUUUAGGGAUCUUCAACUUAGAGGAUGGUAGUGUGGAGUUGUUACCUUGUUACUCGCACCAUUCUCUAUUAAUUUGGCCUCCACCACUCUGGGUUUCACCCAAUCCAUUAAUUAUUUUUAAAUCGUUAGUGAUGCAAGAUCCUCGAAUGCUGCCACCCGAGGAAGUAUUGAAUGCAAGGUCCCGAAAAAAGAAAACCUUAAUGCAUGUUGCCCCAGUGUUCCAGCAGCUGCAAGGAGAGAACCUCAAAGGGGUUCAGGAGACAUUUCCUUCAUCUUUCAAGACCACACAGAAGGCCCAGAAGAGAAAUCUGAAGAGUGAAGGUUCUCCAUCAUUCCAACAGCCAGAGAGAUCAACCUCAGAUUCCUUACCAGAUUCCUCAAGAUCUGGGAAUGAUUACCGAGCACUGAGACGGAAAUAUUUGCUCCUGGAGGAAGAGAGCUUCACAUUGGGGAGAGAAUUGGGAGAGGUUGAAGAUGAAGUGAAGGCCUUGGAGGACGAGAAACUCGCUCUUUUGGACCAGCUUGUUGUUCUGGAAGGUCUAAUUGAUCCCUCAGAACUUCAGCCUCGCGGACCAGCCCUAUCUUAAUUUUCUUUAAGGAACCCCUAUAUUAACUUUUACAAACUUAGACUGUUGCUGACUUGCUAUUGUUGUAGAUAGAUUUGAUGAGUUUCUGGGUAUAAAAGGUAGAUAGCUAUAUUAGCAAUGUGAAGAUGUGGAAUCAAUCUAAACCUUUAUAAU